AUGUUCAGAGGAAUCUACAGGGGAACACAAAAACAUCAAGAUGACUUUUUGGAUGUGGUGGAGCGAGCAGUCAAAGUUGGUGUGAAAAAGUUUUUGAUUACAGGUGGGAGUCUACAAGACAGUAAAGAUGCAUUGCAGCUGGCACAGACAAAUGAUGUGUUUUACAGUACAGUUGGCUGUCAUCCGACCCGCUGUGGAGAAUUUGAGCAGAGUGGCCCUGAACAGUACUUAGCUGAACUAAAAGACCUGAUUGAAGAAAACAAGACAAAGGUGAUAGCAGUUGGAGAAUGUGGCUUGGAUUUUGAUAGAUUAGAAUUUUGCCCAAAGGACAUCCAACUCAAGUAUUUUGAAAAGCAAUUUGACCUGUCAGAACAGACACAACUGCCCAUGUUUCUCCACUGUAGAAACUCACACACUGAGUUCUUAGACGUAAUGAGAAGAAACAGAGACAGAUUUGUAGGAGGGGUGGUACAUUCUUUUGAUGGCACAAAGGAAGAAGCAGCAGCUGUAGUAGAUUUGGAUCUUUAUAUUGGAAUAAAUGGCUGUUCACUGAAAACAGAAGCCAACUUGGAAAUGCUGAAAUCGAUUCCGAGUGAGCGGUUAAUGAUAGAGACCGAUGCACCUUGGUGUGGAGUGAAGAACACUCAUGCUGGAGCAAAAUACGUUAAAACUACGUUUCCUACGAAAAAGAAAUGGGAAGUAGGGCACUGCUUGAAGGACAGAAAUGAGCCCUGCCACAUAAUUCAAAUACUGGAAAUAAUGGCAGCAGUAAGAGAAGAUGACCCGCUUGAGUUGGCCAAUACUCUAUAUAACAACACUAUUAAAGUCUUCUUUCCAAAUAUAUAA
Nestor notabilis (Kea) is the source of this 846-nucleotide messenger RNA. It is a transcript of the gene TATDN1, whose product is annotated as TatD DNase domain containing 1. The record is from RefSeq and is a predicted model, not a curated record. The transcript has 11 exons. Gene Ontology annotation, molecular function: 3'-5'-DNA exonuclease activity. Bases 1 to 846 code for a protein of 281 amino acids. NCBI's taxonomy places the organism in Eukaryota, Metazoa, Chordata, Aves, Psittaciformes, Psittacidae. Gene Ontology annotation, cellular component: cytosol.